Molecule: messenger RNA, 2359 nt
Organism: Anopheles moucheti
Lineage: Eukaryota; Metazoa; Arthropoda; Insecta; Diptera; Culicidae
Gene: VhaAC39-1
Product: V-type proton ATPase subunit d
Exons: 3
Coding region: 418-1464 (348 amino acids)
Biological process (GO): proton transmembrane transport; vacuolar transport; vacuolar acidification
Cellular component (GO): proton-transporting V-type ATPase, V0 domain; lysosomal membrane; plasma membrane proton-transporting V-type ATPase complex
Molecular function (GO): proton-transporting ATPase activity, rotational mechanism
Source: RefSeq, a predicted model, not a curated record
GUACGUCUGCGUACCAAAAUUGUAGUCAUAUGAUGCGUUUUACCUCACUCGUCGAGAUUACGCCAAGUGCAGAGAGAAAAACAUAUCUCACGGUUUGAGGUUUUCAGUGCAGACUGCUACUCUGGUCACCAUUCGCUUGCAGUGAAGUCGUUCGUUGUCGUUUUGCUAUCGGGUCGAGUAGGUCGCACCCCAGGCCCUUCAUUUCAAUCCCGUGCGUGCGUGUGCGUGUGUGUGUGCGUGUGGAUUUUUGCGUGCGUAUGUGCUUAUGCGCACCCAUUUGUUGAAAGAAAAAGGGCAUCCCAAUCAAGAAGCCUAACGCGAACCAGGGAUCCAUUUAGGCAAAAUCCCGAGACCCGUUUCACCGAUCAAAAGGAACAAAAAAGAAAUCAGUAAAGUAAUUCAUAACAAAGCAGAAAUAUGCCUGGCUAUAUGUUCAACAUUGACGGUGGCUAUCUGGAGGGCCUUUGCCGUGGGUUCAAGUGCGGCAUCCUCAAGCAGGCCGAUUAUCUCAACCUGGUGCAGUGCGAAACGCUCGAGGAUUUGAAGCUGCAUCUGCAGGGUACGGACUAUGGUCAAUUUCUGGCCAAUGAACCGUCCCCGCUGGCGGUGUCCGUGAUUGACGACAAGCUGCGGGAAAAGCUGGUGAUUGAGUUCCAGCAUAUGCGCAACCAUGCCGUUGAACCGCUGUCCACCUUUCUGGACUACAUCACGUACAGCUACAUGAUCGAUAACAUCAUCCUGCUGAUCACGGGUACGCUUCAUCAGCGCCCGAUCUCGGAGCUCAUUCCGAAGUGUCACCCGCUCGGUAGCUUCGAGCAGAUGGAAGCGAUCCACGUCGCAGCAACGCCGGCCGAGCUGUACAAUGCGGUGCUGGUCGAUACGCCACUGGCCCCGUUCUUCGUCGACUGCAUCUCCGAGCAGGAUCUGGACGAGAUGAACAUCGAGAUCAUCCGUAACACGCUGUACAAGGCGUAUCUGGAGGCGUUCUACGACUUUUGCAAGAACAUUGGUGGCACCACCGCGGACGUUAUGUGUGAAAUUUUGGCGUUCGAGGCGGAUCGACGUGCGAUCAUCAUCACGAUCAACUCGUUCGGCACGGAGCUGUCCAAGGACGAUCGGGCGAAGCUGUAUCCGCGCUGCGGACGCAUGAACCCGGACGGUUUGGCCGCGCUGGCACGGGCGGAUGAUUACGAGCAGGUGAAGGCGGUCGCUGAGUACUACGCCGAGUACGCGGCCCUGUUUGACGGUUCGGGCAACAAUCCGGGCGACAAAACGCUGGAAGACAAGUUCUACGAGCACGAGGUGAAGCUGAACAUGUACGGUUUCAUGCAGCAGUUCCAUUUCGGUGUGUUCUACUCCUACCUGAAGCUGAAGGAGCAGGAAUGUCGCAACAUCGUGUGGAUUGCGGAGUGCGUCGCCCAAAAGCACCGGGCCAAGAUCGAUAACUACAUUCCCAUCUUCUAAAGAUGUUCCCUCCCCGUAUAAGCCUGCGGAUCUGGGCAAAUGGACGCAAGCACAAUAUGGCUUAAAUGUGAGAAGGAUAUAGCACAUAUGGAACCACAAUCUGCACGGGAAUGCCACAACCUUCCCGCACACUAUCAAACACCUUCCCCAAAACGAUCAACCAAUCGUUCGCAAAUCACCGAACUCCGCCUGAAGCGCCUCCAAAAUCCGUCAUCAUGGGAUCUGUCGUGUUGGCUCCCCAAAACACGACUAGUCCCCGUUGGAUUUAACCGUGUGUUCAUCGUACUCUUUUGGAAAUCCUGAAUCGUGUGUGCCUGAAUUGUUUAGUCAAUGUAUGUCCUUCCCCUUUGUUUUCCCCUUAACUCCUUUUCAAACCUUUUUUCACAGAAAAUAAGUGCGUAUUGUUUUCUGUUUGUUUGUGGCAAUAUUUAAUUUGUAUAAGAAUGUUUUUAUUUUGUUAGCUAAAUUACGUUCCCCCUAUUUGCCCACGUGUGUGUGUAUUUGUAUGUGUAUAUCCGUCGUGUAGCGAAUUAAAGUGUACAGAAAAAAACAACUAUCAAGAACAAAACAAACCACACAGUUAUGAAUGGACAAGUGUUGCGGAAUAGGGCAGAUAUAUCGAAACGAGACAAAGAUGACACUGCAUUCCAACGUUCGAGAGCGACACACAUCCGGCAAAACACUAUUAUCGUGCGAGAACGAGAGUAAAAUAACAAUGUAUUAACGUGCUGAUAUAAAUAAUUAUAAUAAAAGCACAUACAGUGUAGUUAUCCCCAUACAAACAAUUGUACAAAAGAUCUUAGAUAAACGUUGAACCAAAUAGAAAAGAAAAAUCGCAACUUUGUCCGUCGGUAAAAGUGUACCACAUGAACAGAUUGUGCGAAUAACAACGUAA